Messenger RNA from Panicum virgatum (switchgrass), 2027 nucleotides. RefSeq names its product protein NRT1/ PTR FAMILY 3.1-like. The record is from RefSeq and is a predicted model, not a curated record. The transcript is spliced from 3 exons. NCBI's taxonomy places the organism in Eukaryota, Viridiplantae, Streptophyta, Magnoliopsida, Poales, Poaceae. Gene Ontology annotation, cellular component: plasma membrane. The coding region runs from base 137 to 1969 and encodes 610 amino acids. Gene Ontology annotation, biological process: transmembrane transport. Gene Ontology annotation, molecular function: transmembrane transporter activity.
CAUGGUGUGCCCAGAGCGGAAGCAGGGGAGGCGUUAACGCUGAGACGUCAAAGUUCAACUUCCUCCUGGUCUUCUCUCCCCAAUAUUAAUCCGUCUCCGAGUGACCUCUGGAUCUCCUGCCUCACAGAGUCCAGCAAUGGCGGAGGAAGACUCGAGCAGGCGAUGGCACGGGGAAGGCGAGCAGAGGAGGCAGGGUGGCUUCAAGACCAUGCCCUUCAUCUUAGCCAACGAUUUCUGCGACCGGUUCGCGACAGUCGGGUUCAACGCCAACCUGAUCACGUACCUGACGCAGCAGCUGCGCCUGCCGCUCGUCGAGGCCUCCAACACGCUCACCAACUUCCAUGGCCUCUCCAACCUCACCCCGCUCAUCGGCGGCCUCAUCGCCGACUCCUUCGCCGGCCGCUUCUGGACCAUCGCGGCGGGGUCGGCCAUCUACCAGCUCGGCAUGCUCAGCCUGACCGUCUCCGCGCUGCUCCCGUCGCUCCGCCCGCCGCCCUGCGCGGCCGCGGCCGGGGCGGCGGACCGGGCCUGCGCCCGCGCGUCCGCCUGGACGCUGCUUGUCCUCCGCCUGUCGCUGCUCUGCACAUCCGUCGGCACGGGCGGCCCGCGGCCGUGCGUCAUGGCGUUCGGCGCAGACCAGCUUGAGCUCGACAGGCCGUGCCACGGCGAGGCCGGCGCGAGGCAGCAGCGGUGGAGCUUCUUCAACCUCUACUUCUUCGGCGUCGAGCUCGCCAAGCUGAUCGCCAUCACCCUGGUGGUGUACAUCCAGGAGAACGUGGGGUGGGGGUGGGGAUUCGGCGUCCCGACCAUCGCCAUGCUCGUCGCGGUCACCGCGUUCGUGUCGGGCUACCCUCUGUACGUCAAGAUGGCUCCCGGGGGCAGCCCGUUGGCACGGCUGGCCCAGGUCGCCGUCGCCGCGUUCCGGAAGAGAAAGGUGGCCGUGCCGAGCGACCCCGGACACCUUUACCAAGACAAGGAGCUCGACGCCGGCAUCUCCACUGCCGGCCGCCUGCUGCACACGAACCAACUCACCUUUUUCGACCGUGCUGCCACCGUGACGCACGGCGACUUCAGCAGCAGCGGCGCCCCGCGGCCAUGGCGGCUGUCCACGGUGCACCGUGUGGAGGAGCUCAAGUCGAUCGUCCGCAUGCUGCCCAUCUGGGGCGCCGGGAUCCUCCUGGUCACCUCGGCGUCCCACAACCACAGCUUCGCCAUCCAGCAAGCGCGCACCAUGGACCGGCGCGUCACGCCGCGCCUCGAGAUCCCACCGGCCUCCAUGCUCAUCUUCUCGAACCUCGCCAUGCUGGGCACCCUCGCGCUCUACGACCGGGUGCUGGUGCCCAGGCUGCGGCGCCUCACGGGGCGGCCCGCGGGCAUCACGCACCUCCAGCGCACGGGCAUCGGCCUCGCCAUCAGCACGCUGAGCAACGCCGUGUCGGCAGUCGUGGAGGUGAGGAGGAAGCGGGCGGCGGCGAGGCACGGCCUCCUUGACAGCCCCGGUGCCACGGUGCCGAUGAGCGUGCUCUGGAUGGCGCCGCAGUACGCCAUCCACGGGGUGGCCGACGCGUUCAUGGACGUCGGACGCAUGGAGUUCCUGUACGACCAGGCACCCGAGAGCAUGAGGAGCUCCGCUGCGGCGCUCUACUGGCUGACCAUGUCGGCCGGGAGCUACAUGGGCACGCUGCUCGUGACGACGGUGCACGAGAGGACCAAAGGGGAAGGGCAAUGGCUUCAGGACAACCUCAACAGAGGGAAGCUGGAUCGAUACUACUGGCUGGUUGUGACCCUGCAGGUGGUAAAUUUGGUGUAUUUCGUCAUCUGUGCAAAGCUGUACACCUACAAGAAGUUGGAAAUAGUAGACCAGGAGAGCACAGACGACACACAUGAGAAGCAUUUGGAGCUUCCACCGCUGAAAGAAAGCGAUGAAAAAGACGUCGAGCUUCGGCCUCUGCUAUCAGCUGAUCUAUGAGAUUUUGCUGCCUUUCUUCAGUCUUCACUGAAUGAGAUCUUAUAGAAGAUUCAACGAA